GGGGGAGGAGGAGGCUUUAAAAAACAACAGCCCCCCCACGCCGCACGCACAAUAAUUGAAUUUAUUAUUAUUACCGUCUCGCCGACUUGGGGAAAAGGAGGAGGAGGAGGUUGGGGUGUGUGUGUGGGGGGGAUCGAUCUUCGAUCAGGAAGAUGGCUGCUGGCUGGCUGCUGGUCUUUAGCCUGACACUUUUCCAGUCCCUGGUGAUGAACCACUCCUCGGAGGGACCCUUCCCUUCGCCCACCACGAUAAAAUCAUGGGUAGAUAAGAUGCAAGAAGACCUCGUAACUUUGGCACGAACUGCAAGUGGAGUGGACCAGCUUGCUGCGAUAUAUUUGAAAUACAGAGAUUUGUAUACUGUAGAAGCCAACAACCCUCGUCAGCUAGUGGAAAUUGCAGCCAGAGACAUUGAAAAACUACUGAGUAACAGGUCCAAGGCCUUGGUGCGCCUCGCUAAAGAAGCAGAGAAGUAUCAAGCAUCUCAUCAGUGGAGGGAUGAGUUUGGGAAUAAUGAUAUAAUCUAUUACAAUGCAAAAGAUGAUCAGAAUGAUCCUGAAAAGAAUGACACUGAAUCUGGCAGCCAGAGAAUCAGACCAGUAUUUGAAGAAGAUCCUGUUUUCCGACGGCAAACGUCUUACCAACAUGCAGCAGUCCACAUACCAACAGAUAUUUAUGAAGGCUCAACAAUCGUGUUAAAUGAACUCAACUGGACUGCUGCGUUGGAUGAUGUGUUCAAGCGGAACAGGGAAGAAGACCCCACUUUACUAUGGCAGGUCUUUGGUAGUGCAACUGGCCUCGCUAGGUAUUACCCAGCUUCCCCAUGGGUAGAUAAAAGUCGAACUCCAAACAAAAUAGAUCUGUAUGAUGUUCGCAGAAGACCAUGGUAUAUCCAAGGAGCUGCAUCUCCCAAAGAUAUGCUUAUUUUAGUUGAUGCGAGUGGAAGUGUCAGUGGAUUGACAUUGAAGCUGAUCCGCACCUCGGUCAUUGAGAUGUUAGAGACAUUGUCUGACGAUGACUUUGUGAAUGUAGUUUCAUUUAACAAUAACGCUCAGAACGUCAGUUGCUUUAAUCAUCUUGUCCAAGCUAAUGUGAGGAACAAGAAGAAGCUGAAAGAAGCUGUCUAUAAAAUCUCUGCUAAAGGAAUUACUGAUUACAAAAAAGGCUUUAGCUAUGCUUUUGAACAGCUGCUAAACCACAGUGUUUCUAGAGCUAACUGCAAUAAAAUUAUUAUGCUGUUUACGGAUGGUGGUGAAGAAAGAGCACAAGAGAUUUUCCAUAAAUAUAAUGAAGACAAAAAAGUACGUGUGUUCACAUUUUCUGUUGGUCAACAUAAUUAUGAUAAAGGACCUAUACAGUGGAUGGCCUGUGAAAAUAAAGGUUAUUAUUAUGAAAUUCCAUCCAUUGGAGCCAUAAGAAUAAACACCCAGGAAUAUCUGGAUGUUUUGGGAAGACCAAUGGUUUUAGCUGGAGAGAAAGCCAAACAGGUCCAAUGGACAAAUGUCUAUCUGGAUGCUCUGGAGCUGGGCCUUGUGAUAACAGGAACUCUGCCUGUCUUCAAUCUAACAAAGGAACAAAAUGGGAAAAUAAAUCAGCUGAUUCUUGGAGUAAUGGGGGUUGAUGUCUCUCUGGAGGACAUAAAAAAACUGACACCUCGCUUUACGCUUUGUCCAAAUGGAUAUUAUUUUGCAAUUGAUCCUAAUGGGUAUGUGCUACUUCAUCCAAAUCUCCAACCAAAGAAUCCAAAAUCCCAGGAGCCAGUUACGCUGGAUUUCCUAGAUGCUGAAUUGGAAAAUGAUAUUAAAGUUGAGAUUCGAAAGAAAAUGAUAGAUGGAGAAAGUGGAGAAAAAACAUUUGAAACACUGGUCAAGUCCCAAGAUGAGAGAUACAUUGAUAAAGGAAACAGAACAUACACAUGGACUGCUGUGAAUGGCACUGAUUACAGUUUGGCAUUGGUGUUACCAUCAUACAGCUUUUAUUAUAUUAAAGCCAAAAUAGAUGAACCAUUAAUUCAAGCCAGAUUGGCAAACAAAAUGGAUUCAGAAACACUGAAGCUUGAUCAUUUUGAUGAAGUUGGCUAUACUUUUUUAGCACCAAGAGAAUACUGUAGUGAUGUAAAGAAAUCAGAAAACAACACUGAAUUUUUAUUAAAUUUCAAUGAGUUUAUUGAUAGAAAUACUCCAAACAGUCCGUCAUGUAAUACUGAUAUGGUCAUUAGAGUUUUGCUGGAUGCAGGAUUUACAACUGAACUUGCCCAAAAUUAUUGGAGUAAGCUGUAUCUGGAUGGAGUUGCUGCACAAUUUGUUGUUACAGAUGGUGGAAUUACCAGAGUGUUUCCCAAAAGGGCAGGAGAAGAUUGGUUGGAAAAUGCUGAAACUUACGAAGUCAGCUUCUAUAAACGAAGUUUAGAUAAUGACAACUACAUUUUCACAGCUCCGUACUACAACAAAAGUGGUGCCAAUAGCUAUGAAACAGGUAUUAUGGUAAGCAAGGCUGUGGAAAUAACAAUUAACGGGAAACUUCUGAAACCUGCAGUUGUUGGAAUAAAAAUUGAUGCAACCAGAUGGAUGGAAAAUUUCACAAAAACCACAAUCAAGAGCCUGUGCAACAGUGAAAUCUGUGGCUGUGAAAGAAACAGUAUGCAUGUGGAUUGUGUUAUCCUUGAUGACGGUGGAUUUCUUUUGAUGUCAAAUCGGGAUGAAUAUACUCAACAGAUUGGAAGAUUCUUUGGUGAAAUUGACCCUGGCCUGAUGCGAAACCUAAUUAAUAUGUCCCUCUAUGCCUUUAACAAGUCGUAUGACUAUCAAUCGGUCUGUGAUCCUGAAGAAGAACCAAAGCAAGGAGCUGGAAUUCGUUCAGCAUAUGUGCCUACAAUAACAGAUAUUUUGCAUCUAGGAUGGUGGGCUUCGGCAGCUGCCUGGUCUAUCUUACAGCAGCUGUUUUUGAGCUUGACUUUCCCACGUUUCCUUGAGGCAGCUGAUAUGGAAGAUGAUGAUUUCUCUGCUGCCCUGCCUAAAACAAGUUGUAUCACUGAGCAAACUCAGUAUUUCUUUGAGAAUGAUGAUAAAUCUUUUAUUGGCAUUGUAGACUGUAUAAACUGUUCAAGACUUUAUCAUGCAGAGAAGAUUUCAAACACCAAUCUAGUAUUCAUUAUUAGUGACAGCCAACUGCUGUGCCGCUCCUGUGAUCCAAAACCACUGAUGCAAGCAGAGAAGCCGGAUGAAGGGCCAAAUCCUUGUGAAAUGGUCAAACAGCCUAGGUACAGAAAAGGUCCUGAUGUCUGUUUUGAUGAAGCUAAACAGGAAGAUUCAGCCGACUGCGGUGGUGUCUCUGUCUGAGUCCAUCACUGUGGUCUAUGGUAGGAAUUCAGUUGGUCCUGCUUUGGCUGUCAUCUGGCAGCAGAGCCACUGUCAGUUAUGACCUUGCUAAACCAAAACCUGCAUAACUUAAUCAAGGACCCGGCCAAAACGAUAGCCUCAAUUUCAUUUUUAAAAGGGUCAGCUAUUCGGACAGCAGCAGAACAGCAAUGCUCAUGUCUGGUUAUCACGCGUUGUGAGACUCAUAAAGGCACCCGCAGUGGCUGCAUGUUGGAGUGUCAGAUCCUUAAACGUGUGUGAAUGCUGCAUCAUCUAUGCCAUCCUGAACAGAAUUCUGUAUGUGCUUCAUUGGGGAAUCUAAGGGGUUUUUUUCGUUUGUUUGUUGUUGUAAUCUUGGAUGACUUAAUGUAAAAGGGCUCCCCUGAAAAUAGCGUAUGUACAGAUUUUCUUUUAAGCUUUGAAUUUCUUGAAGAUAUAUAUUCUUUUACAUGAACAUUUAUUUAUAUAAAAUACAAGAAAAAAAGAAAAUGUGCUCCCAGUAUACAUACUAGCACUGCAAAUGGCUGCUUUUGAACAUCAGUUUUGUCCAAACUACUUGAGUGAAUGAAGAUAUUAGCCAGUCUUCAUCAGAAGCUCAGCAUGAUUGAAAGGCUUUAUGAUGAGUGGUUAUUCUUCCAAAGUUAAUCAGAAUGGGUAGCUGGAAUAUUUUGGUAAGUUGGUAACUUGUUAAUUUAAAGAAAGGGAGAAAGGAGGAACUAAAAAUAUAAAGGUGCUUGAGAGUUUAACUAAAAAAAAUUCUCAUGUUAAAGUUGGUGUCAUUUUCUAUCAGAAAAUGUUAAUUUCAUGUAAUAUUCACCUCCUUUUCACAAUGCAGAUAUAUAUAUAUAAAGCGGUCAAGUCCUUCAAAGGCUCAAAGAAAAAUGCUGGUGAAUAAGAAAUGUAUUUGUGAUAUUUGAACGUUGGUUUCCAAGGGUAUUUUGCAUGAUGAUGAUGCUAUGUUAACUGUUUUUCCAGUUAGUUUUCUUUGAUGGUAGAGUAUAGUCCAUUGAAAAGGUAACUGAGUGGUUCUUUUAUUGUGUGAGUAACCUGUAACAUUGCAAUGUGUUGCAAUCAAGUCAUAUUAAAUUAUAUAUGAAACAGAGCUCUCUGAAUAUACUGUGCAAUGAAAAAACUGAGAAAAUAGGGUAAAUUUAGCUAUCAUACCAAAAAGGUUGAGUUGGAUUUUUUACAGAAUAGGAAUCUCACAUGAAAACCUGUGUACAGAUAUUUUAAGUAUAUAAAAUCAGAUUUGACAUAUUUAUUUUUGAAAAUAUAUGUUCACUAAGGUUCAUAUCAGGUUCCCCCUUUGUUUGCUUUAUAUAAAAUUCAUCCAUCAUAUUAAAACUGCCGUAUUGCUGUUUAUUAUUGAAAAUAGCAAAUUAACAGCAAAAUUACCUGGUUGCUGAGAUUGGGAAAAAUCUAAACAAAUGGGGAGCCUUGAAUCUGUAUGUAUGCACAUUGAUACUUGAUUGUGACUAAUAAUUUAGAAGUUGUUUUUAUACAACCUCAUUGGUGAUACAGAUUGGGCAGUAAAUUACAAAUUACAGUGUAGCAUAGUGUUGAUGCAAAAUAUGAUUUGCGCUUUUUUCUAGUUUUCAGAUCUAAACAGUAUUGCAGACAGCUAACCAAUGAAUGUGCAACUCUGCUGAUAUUGUAUAAUUCUGCUAACAACUGCAAUAUUGCAAAUAUUACCAUGGCACACUACACUAGCUCGUUAAAAAUAAGAAACUGCAAAGCAUUGGUAUGUGUAUGCUCGGCAAUUGAUUGAUAUAUUUUGAUCAUGUCAAAAGCUUAAAGAAAUAAUUGGGCAUGCAUUAAUACCUAUGGAAACCUGAAGAUGCUACUCAAAGCCAUGGCAGGCUUAAAAGAUCAGACGUCUACUGUAGUGUACCCAUAGCUGGUUUGUUGUUUUUCUCACGUUACCUUGGCUCCAGCUAUGUAUUUUCUUACGUUUGGGGAAUACAAUGAGUGAAAACAGUAAAAGCUGACCUUCUGUUCAGUGAUCAAAUUUAGCAUUUAAAAACAUCUUUAGCAAAGUUGUGGGGUUAAAAUUGCAAAUUAACUGUGUUGGAUGACUUCAGGUCCUCCUCAGGGAAGGUGAGGUAUUUUGAUACUAUGGGUGAAGAUAAUCUUGGAGCUCUUCCUUCUAGUUAAUUACUGCGCUUCUCUUCACCCUGUCACCAGCUAUCACCUCAUAAAAAUUGGUUGAAACUUUCUAAUGCUGAGACUGCAUCCGUAUUUUUCCUGAACAUGGUAAAUUUAAAAUCUUAUGGAGGAACCAGUUUUGUAGGAUUUCGGCCAAUACUUUAGUACGCUUAUAGCUUUUACUUUAAGAUUUACUUCAAAUUCACAUGACUUCACUAUUUUGCUACUUUAAUUUUUUGUAAAGACUGUCAGUAAUUAAGCACUAUAUAUUUUUCACUUAUCUACCCAAAAGCCUACUCAAAAGGAAACCCUUCAUGGAAAAGUUACGUUAUGUGUAUGUUAGAAUAGUUUGCUUACACUGGUGAGCCAUACUCUAAGUUACCAAAUAAACAUUUGAUUAGAGUCUGUAGGCAGAAAGAAAGAUGGCACUAAGCCAUGCUGCCACAGAAAACCGUGGGGCUUUGCUCUCAUGCCACUUCCUUAGAGGGCUCAAAAUAAAAAAGGAGGGAGAAGCCCAUGCAAUGCAGACACCUUAGACUUCUUGGGCUAUCCAAAGAGGAAAUAUGUUCUGUUCUCCUCCUCUGUCCCUCUGUAGGACUUGAAGAAGAAUCAAAAUCUCAAUAUAAACACCUAGCCUUCCAGCCAUUAAACUCAGGAUCUGGCUUUACCUUUAAACAGGAAAAAUGAAAUAUGGAUUCUGUUUGUAUAAGAAAAUAUAUAUCUAUAAUAUAUAUAUUUGAAAUGAUAUUACUGAAUAUAUUUAAGUGAUAUCCAAGUGAUAAUAAAGAUUUGUUAAAAUACACUACCUAUAUAUCUACAAAAUACAAAACACCGGAAAGCAAAUGCAAUGUGAACGUUAUCUAUCUCAAAAUGUGAAGACCAGUGAGUUACGAAUAACUUCCGUGGAUAACUACGUAUUCUUAUGCAGAAGAGUAUCCUUACUCUCACAUAAUGUAUAAUAGUCAUCUUCUGUAUAAGAAAGAAACUUGAUCCUAGGCUUUAAAUUGAGGCGUUUUCAAGUUACAAUAUGCUGUAAAAAGAUUUAUUUAUUUAUUUAUUUUAAGUCAGAUAAUAAGCUAUGUUGAUAUUUGCUCAGAUCCUUUAAAUAGCACUAAGGGACAGAGAUAAACUGCUGGAACUGUUUUAGUUUACACAGAAGUCAUGCAGCCUAAUGUAAGUCUGACAAAUACCCAUCAUUAAAGUUCUUAUAGCAUGGCACUCUACAAAAUGUGAUCUGAGGACUUAACAUGAAAGGUUUCUUUUUAAGUUUUCAUUUAAACAACCAGCAUUACUGCCAAAACACUGACCCUGGUCCAUAUUUGUAACAGGUUUUUAACAUGACAUAGCAGGUUUGAUUGACAAGAUUUUUAGGUCCUGUACCUUUAAAAUUUUAGUAUGAUCUUUCUCAUUUUUCUAAUGCUUGAGGCUUUAUUGCUUAACUUGACAAAACAAAACAAAAAAAUAAACAAAAAACACAGUGUUGCUGCCAUUUGUAAGUUUUCCUGUAAUAUUCCUUUUACUAACUUAAAAACUGGCCUUACUGGGUUCAAAUAGGCAGUAUCCCUUUUAAGUGACCUUUGCAACCCAAGUGUUACUUGCUGUUGAGAGUUUUUUGGUAUCACUGAAGAGACAUUAAGAACUUUUUUUUCUCAUUAACAUGUAAACUCAGAAAGCGUGCUUAGUAUCUCUUAAUUUCAGAACAUAACCUCAAUCCCACUGGUCCUAAAAAUUCAGAUGCUAGCACACUGGUUAUUAAGAAGUAUAUUAAUGCCUACAAGGCACUUCGAUGUUCUGAUAUUUUUAGAAUGUCAACUGAAGGUGAAAUCUUAAUAACUCUUUCCUUAGCUGAAAUUCUACCCUAGCUUCACCAGAUAUCCAAGCCUCUAAAAAAGGCCAGAUUUCGUUUUUUUUUUCUUCCAUACCACAAUGUUAAUAUUGUUAAUACUCAUUGUACACUACUGUAAAAAGAUUAAAACAAAGUGUCUGAAAACAGUUCAAGCAUUUUGAAAAGUUAGCCUCACCCUCUUCCCAGCUGCUUGCAUCUGUACCAUUUAUGGUUUAAAAGAAAAAUAUCAUCUUGAAGAAAUAAUCUCACUGAGGCUAAAGGGGUACUGUCUUGUUCAGAUGCCAUGAAAAUGCGAUUGUGAUCUGACAAAGCUGUCUUCUCUUCUUGUGUUGUAUGGAAUAUCUGGAUCAUGCUUUCUGGGAUACUUUUAUUGAAGUGCUCAGUGUGCGUUUCUGCAAAAAAGGCUUGAUUGCUUUUUACAAGGCAAGCAGGUCUUUCUCCCUUUUGUUGUGUUCUCUUGACACUUUUGUGGAACUUGACAAGCCUGAAAAAAUAAUUUUUUGUAAAAAUUUAUAAUAAUGUUAUAAAAAGUUUAUAAUCCUAGAACUGUUGUGUUAAUCCUUGUGCAAAAACAGUAUAUUCAGAAUAAAAGUUUAUCAUUUAAAAUCAACAACUACUUGGAUUUUUCACUCUGUGUGAUAAAAACUGGAAAUAAUGGCUGCAUAAAUAGCUGAAUAAUAUGUCUGAAUUUGCUACAUAAUUGCACACAAAAAUCUGAAAGAGAGAGAUUUUCCAAAGAAUAGAGAGUGACUUAACCAGUUCAUACUGGGGAUUAAAGGGAAAUGUGCAGCAAACCCCCAUUUGCGGCUGUGAAAAUUUCAGAAAGUUUAAAAAAAAUGUAACCAAUGAAAACUGAGAGUCUGUAAAACAGUCAGUAAAAAUAGUCUGUAAAGCAUCCGAAGUAGCCCCGUUGUUCUGAAACAAUUGCUUUUGGAAGGACUGUCAUUUACUAACUUGUAAACAUUGAUGAAGUCCAAGAGUUCAUUCACAUGAAGAAGCAGACUAAAAUCAGAUGUCUCAGAUGGUGGCUGCCCAAGUCACUGCCCCACCUCUGACAAAGAUCACUGCUUGAUUUAUGAGCCAGCUUCUGUACUGCUGCAGUUCUCAGCUAAGCAUUAAAUUCAAAGUGGAUCUAUGUACCUUUAUAAAUAGUCUUGAGAUGUUCAGGAGUCUUCACUGGAUUUUUAGAUUUAGUGUGGUGGGAAUGGUAAUCUCCAUCUGAAGGGCAGGGCAGAUGGCUGCAAGUGGUAACUGCUUCAGAAGCCUGAUUUUAAUCCUUUGCUGCAUAUGUGUCAAAGCCCAAAGAGAAUGGCAGUCAUAAAUUACACUGAAUUUACAGAAUCCCUGGGGAGUCAGAGAGCAAGAAAUCAAAUGCAGAUUCUAAUGCUGCAAAGUACUCGAUCGCCCAUGUGGAAAUGCUACAAGGCAGCACAUGACACUGCAGAUCAACAUCCAGAGAUUACUGGCCUCAACUAGAUUAAACACUGCCGUGUAAUGACAUGAUUACCCCCACAUGCUGAACUAAUUGUAUCAUGUUUUCUGUAUGCUGAGUGCCAUUGAGAUGCAAAAAUAAAGAAACCACCAAAUCCCUUCCCAGUACAUGUUUAAUUUCAAUUCUGUAUUACAGUACUCUAUUCAUUAAGCAGCAGGAACCAAGGCUUUCAGAAAACAGAGGCUUUGUGUCGUGGUUCCUCCCACCCCCCAAUUUCUGGAAUUUACAAGUAGAUCAAUUUGGGAAUGGCUGCACUGCAGUGAAAUAUUCUAUACUAGUCCCCAGUGCAAAUCAAGCCGGAAUACACUUUGCCUGUCACAUCAUAUUAUUUUGAGAGAUGACUUCACAUUGUCCAAUGCAGCAUUAUUGCUGCUAACCAUCUAC
Molecule: messenger RNA, 9220 nt
Organism: Cygnus olor (mute swan)
Lineage: Eukaryota; Metazoa; Chordata; Aves; Anseriformes; Anatidae
Gene: CACNA2D1
Product: calcium voltage-gated channel auxiliary subunit alpha2delta 1
Exons: 39
Coding region: 153-3335 (1060 amino acids)
Cellular component (GO): L-type voltage-gated calcium channel complex
Molecular function (GO): voltage-gated calcium channel activity
Source: RefSeq, a predicted model, not a curated record